Molecule: messenger RNA, 537 nt
Organism: Rotaria sp. Silwood2
Lineage: Eukaryota; Metazoa; Rotifera; Eurotatoria; Philodinida; Philodinidae
Source: the annotation of a GenBank genome assembly
AUGAUAAUAUUGGAAUCAAAAAAAGAUCCUUAUGACAUUCAACGGUUGAAUGCUCGUUUAGGUAGAGAAUCUUUAAUAUAUCAUGUAGUUCCAAUUCCUGAAACAAUACUUGAGUAUAUUUGGAAUUAUGGAUUUCUCGAUGGAGAAACUGAAAUUGUCUAUAUUCGAACAAUGUUAAACAAAUGUAAUGAACUGGCAAAUGACACAUCAUGGUACGAUUAUACAGUAUCAUUAGUUGCGAUAUCGCAGCAAUUUUUUCAUGUAAAUGAAGACACAAGUAGUGUAUCUCUACGUGAUGUUGCACGUUUCUGUCGAUUUUAUAAUUGGCUUCUAAACUUGCCUCGCGAAUUCAUGUAUGAAAAUGUUAGAACUUCGAAUCAAGAUUUUACUCAACAAACAACUCUCGUUGCUCUUCUUCUGACGUAUUAUCUUCGUCUUAGUUCUUCCGAAAUACGAGAGUUCUAUUUGAAUUAUAUUACAGUGGUGCUCAAGAACAAAUUUCCAGAUCAUUCCACCAUUUUUACAUAUACGAGAUAG